AACGGCUUAGGCGUGCUCAGUCUCGCGCAGCUUGCCGAGGCACAGUCGGGGUUAUAGCAACAGAAAAGAUCAUCAUCAGACACAACGGGACGGCACAGAGAGGGACACUGUCGCACUUCAGUCUUUCUAUAACGUGGUCCACCACAACCUGAUUGAACAGUUCAGACCGAACACAUACACAGCACAGGAGGAUGGCGGUGAAUGUCUACUCCACAUCUAUGACCAUAGAGAACCUAAGUCGUCAUGACAUGUUGGCAUGGGUCAACGACUCUCUACAGCUCAACUACACAAAGAUCGAGCAGCUCGGUUCAGGUUUUGCUUACUGUCAGUUCAUGGACAUGCUGUUUCCAGGGUGCAUAUUGUUGAAGAAAGUCAAAUUCAACGCUAAAUUGGAACAUGAAUACAUCCACAAUUUCAAGGUCUUACAGGCUUCAUUCAAGAGAAUGAGUGUGGACAAGAUCAUCCCUGUAGAGAGGCUGGUGAAGGGGAAGUUCCAGGACAACUUUGAGUUCCUUCAGUGGUUUAAGAAGUUUUUUGAUGCCAACUAUGAUGGGAAAGAAUACGACCCUGUACUGACACGGCAGGGCCAGGAGGGAACGCCACCUCCACCUAACCCAGGUGAACUCAUUCUCCACAAACCUAAAAGGCCCUCUCGCUCAGGCCCCAUGAGAACAUCUCCCACAGUACCAAAGACUGUUCACGCCCCUCCGAGGCAAAUCAACUUAGCACCAGCCCGCAGGACCAUUCCCAUGGCCCGCAACGGAGGAGACGCUGAGCUCAUGGAGCUCAACCAGCAGGUGCUCGACCUGAAGCUGACUGUAGAGGGACUGGAGAAGGAGAGGGACUUCUACUUCGGAAAGCUGAGGGACAUCGAGCUCAUCUGUCAGGAACACGAAAAUGAUAAUAGCCCAGCCCUCAGCAAAAUCAUGGAUACACUGUACGCUACAGAGAACUAGACAUACAGCUAAGAACAAGGACAACAAAGCUGAACAAAGGAGGGAUUUGCACCACCAGAGGACGAAGAUAUUGACGAAGGAGCACAAGGAGACCAGGACGAGUUCUGAACUCUUCUUCCUCUCUUUAUCACCUUCAUCAGCCUGCCCCCACCUCUUACCCUUUAAUCUACCCCAUCAUUAUUGUCAUAAUCCCCCCUUUAUUUGAUUUUUUUUACACUCCCCCUUUACUUCUCCCAUCUUGUCUGCGGCUGUACAUUUCCUUACUAGCAAAAGACACUAAACCCAGACCUGUCUGGACCCAGCAACCUGUCUUGGCAUAUUCGACUUAUUCUAACCCGUUCCCAGAUGAGUCAUCUGCACUGCAGGGCUAGUUUAGCCUGUUAUUUUCUGGAAAGGUUUAAAGGGUAAUUCUGGUCAUUUUAAACCUUGGUCCUAUUUUACAUAUUUUGGGGUCUAAUUGAAUAAUAUGUACAAAAAGUUCCCAGGUUUCACACUAAAUACUGGAAUUACCCUUUAAGGUUAAUAGCAACGAGAUUACGGGGAUCCAGUGCUGACGGCCUGGAGCCAGCAGUGCUAUCAAUCUGUCUGUCUUAAGAGGCAGGUCACUUUCUCUCACGAUGCACUUUGAUUGGUCUCCACAUAUAGAUGCAGGCAUGCAUCUGGGUGUAUGCAGAGUUUAUAUAUGAAACCACACAAUGUUUUCCACAUAAUGUGAUCAGUUUUUUGGAUAUUUUGGCUGGAAAUUCCAGAAGGUGAGAUUAUAAAUGGUGUUAAGCCUGUUAGAAGAGAGGCCUGCACAUAUAUUUUGAACAUUUUGCACUUGUGAACGUACAUUUAGCCCGCAGACAUAUCGCAGACUUUGAACUGCUCACAUGUACAUGCAUAAAGAAGUCAUCAUUCAAAGAUAAAAACAUCACAGACUAUGCUCUUAUCCAUCAAGUUGUCCCAUCAGAGAGGGUUUGCUCAUGAAACUGUUUUAACAUUGUGUUUAUGAGCCAGCAUGAUGUAUUUAUUAUUUUAUUUAUUUAUCUUUUUUUUUUAAAUCUGUUCUAAACAGUUUCUAGGGGACAAAAAUGCGAUUUUGGAUUUAGAGAAAUGUAAGGUCUUGCACUAAAUGUAGCGAAACAAAUGAACAUGAAGUGAAUGGUUGCAACCAGAAAGAUACAAGAAGAUGCUAUUUUAUAUUUUGUAGAUUUGUUUUAAAGAGGUUUGUUUUUUAUUUGCAUUCGAUUCCUUAAUGGCCAGGUCAGAGGCGUCAGUGUAAAAGUUAUUUAUCAGACAAGUGUCAAGCUUUGAAUACUAAGAAUGAACAAAUGUAAAAAAACAAAACAAAAAAAAUUAAAAACAAAGGUAAGACUAAAGACAGACUACUACUAACACUAAUGUUUGACUGUUUUAAUUGAGUUAAACAUUGUAGCUGCUAUAAUUUUUUUUCAGUUGCCGUAUUUAAUUUGUUUUGUUGCAAAGCGUUAAAAUGCCACAGUGGCUGCCAAGGAUCUGGUUUACUGUGACCAACAGCCAGGCUGAGUGUGAUUGACAGUAGUCGGACCAGUCUGAGAGAACAAAAGAUCAAACCCUCUCCGUUUGUUGCGAUAGCAGCCAUGUAAUAAACUUGCAUCAUUUGGAGUCACUGCUGGAAUGAAAUAAAGCUCUAAGGUUCAAGAAAACUAACAAAC
Molecule: messenger RNA, 2632 nt
Organism: Micropterus salmoides (largemouth bass)
Lineage: Eukaryota; Metazoa; Chordata; Actinopteri; Centrarchiformes; Centrarchidae
Product: microtubule-associated protein RP/EB family member 3-like
Exons: 10
Coding region: 192-956 (254 amino acids)
Biological process (GO): regulation of microtubule polymerization or depolymerization; spindle assembly; protein localization to microtubule plus-end
Cellular component (GO): cytoplasmic microtubule; spindle midzone; microtubule organizing center
Molecular function (GO): microtubule plus-end binding
Source: RefSeq, a predicted model, not a curated record